Zea mays is the source of this 1148-nucleotide messenger RNA. RefSeq names its product Rho-related protein from plants 4. Gene Ontology annotation, biological process: small GTPase-mediated signal transduction. The transcript has 7 exons. The record is from RefSeq and is marked validated. NCBI's taxonomy places the organism in Eukaryota, Viridiplantae, Streptophyta, Magnoliopsida, Poales, Poaceae. Gene Ontology annotation, molecular function: GTPase activity; GTP binding. Bases 259 to 852 code for a protein of 197 amino acids.
AAACACGACUAGAGUGGGUGGGAGACUGGGAAAGACGAGACAGCGAGACACCACUGAGACGAGAGUCAGCCGGCAGGUGAGACAUCGCAGGGGAACCAGCUCUCAAGACGGCCGACGGCCGGCUUGCCUACCUGCUCCCAUCCUUCCCGAGGGACCGAGAAAGAUAAGAAAGGCGGUGGUCAACUUGUGUCCUGAGGUGCCCGUAGAAGCCCAAGGACAAGAAACAAGGAGAAGAGUAGAUCUACAUCUACUCCACCGAUGAGCGCGUCUCGGUUCAUCAAGUGCGUCACCGUGGGGGACGGUGCCGUCGGAAAGACCUGCAUGCUCAUCUCCUACACAUCCAACACUUUCCCCACUGACUAUGUUCCAACUGUGUUCGACAACUUCAGUGCCAAUGUUGUGGUUGACGGGAGCACUGUCAACUUGGGUCUGUGGGAUACAGCAGGACAAGAAGAUUACAAUAGACUGCGUCCGUUGAGCUAUCGUGGUGCUGAUGUUUUUCUGCUCGCCUUUUCUCUUAUCAGCAAAGCAAGCUAUGAGAAUGUCUCUAAGAAGUGGGUUCCUGAAUUAAGGCACUAUGCUCCUGGCGUGCCCAUAAUCCUUGUUGGGACAAAACUUGAUCUGCGUGAUGAUAAGCAGUUUUUUGUUGAUCACCCUGGUGCUGUUCCAAUUUCCACUGCCCAGGGCGAAGAGCUGAGGAAGCUAAUUGGUGCUGCCGCCUACAUCGAAUGCAGUUCAAAAACCCAGCAGAACAUAAAAGCAGUGUUUGACGCAGCAAUUAAGGUGGUUCUCCAGCCACCAAAGCAAAAGAAGAGGAAGAAGAAGGUGCAGAAGGGAUGCACCAUUUUGUAACUACAAACGGUAGAGGGCAACAGUCUGGCUGCGGCGCUGCUGCCAAUGAUAACCAUCGCCUCCUUGCUGUAUAAUAUAUCGCCUGAUCAUGCCACCAGCAUGCACAAGGGAGAUGGUGGUUUUAGGAUCCUUGUCCUACUGUGUUGUGUAGACCACCGGGUGUAGUUGACUGUAUCUGGUUGUUUGUAUGUAUGUACAAGACAAAACUAGCACUGCAGAUGGUAUGGUAAGGCGUAAGCAAAUACAAUAUGACACUGGUCCAGUUCCAGGAAUGAAUGGAAUAUGACAUUGGUCCG